GCUUAGGUGUCUAUCAUUUAAAAUACAGUCAAUGACUGGAUCAGUCAUUGAUUUUAUCAUGUCAAUAACUACCGAACAAGAUAAGCCUAGAGUUGUGAAAUACCCUGAAAUUUAUUUGUCUGCUGCGUUAUUACACCCAUCAUUUCUGAGUGGAACAUAUUCAGUAUCUCAAAAAUAUGGAAUUCUCGGUUGGCUUAUUGGUCGGCAACUCAUAUCUGAAGCUUUGAGUGGAGAUUACUCAGAUAAACAGGAAAAUUCUAAAUUAACAUGUACACAAGGAAAUGCAUCACCGAUUGAAAUUCAAACGUGUUGUUUAUCAAGACAAAUAAGUGUUCGGGCAGUUGAGAAGAAAAAUUUGAAGCAGCUGGCAGCUGAUAUUAAUGGUCUUAUGUUAUCGUUUUCAGCAUACGAGAAACACGUCAUGAGGAAUGGUAAUGAUAGUUUGAAAGAAAAGAAAUCAUUUUUCGAAGC
Molecule: messenger RNA, 471 nt
Organism: Schistosoma turkestanicum
Lineage: Eukaryota; Metazoa; Platyhelminthes; Trematoda; Strigeidida; Schistosomatidae
Source: the annotation of a GenBank genome assembly